Messenger RNA from Meriones unguiculatus (Mongolian gerbil), 3391 nucleotides. It is a transcript of the gene Tbxa2r, whose product is annotated as thromboxane A2 receptor. Gene Ontology annotation, molecular function: thromboxane A2 receptor activity. Bases 1997 to 3031 code for a protein of 344 amino acids. Gene Ontology annotation, biological process: inflammatory response; adenylate cyclase-activating G protein-coupled receptor signaling pathway; positive regulation of blood pressure. The transcript is spliced from 3 exons. Lineage: Eukaryota; Metazoa; Chordata; Mammalia; Rodentia; Muridae. The record is from RefSeq and is a predicted model, not a curated record. Gene Ontology annotation, cellular component: plasma membrane.
UUUACACGAAGUGGAAGCCAAGGGUGCCACUCUGCAUCCUGGCUCUGCCACCCUGUCUCCUCCGGCCCGUAGUCCAGUGGCCUCUGACCAGGGCCUGAGGAUGCGGCAGGCCCAGGCAGGCCAUGCAGCAGCCCAAGUCAUCACUGUCCUGUCCGCCCUGUGGCAUCUGACAGGCCCUAAUGGUCCUGCUGAGUUGGGCCAAGCCGGGGACACCUGAGCUUAGGAGCUACCUGAUGCUGUGCCCAGCAUUUGGGACCUCAGUUUCUCUAUUUGGCCUACAAGGGGUCCGUUCCCUCCCUUCCCCAAACUAUGAACUCUCCAGCCUUAGGGGAGAGGCAGAACUGGGGAAGGGGAGGCACGGAGGCAAGGGGCCUCCGAGGUAGGCCCUGCCUUGCGGAAGGGGGUCAAGCCAGCCCAGGGCACCAGACCCUCUGAGGAGCCAUAGUGAGCGUGGCAAGGAUACAGAUCCCUCCCUGUCCACACGUGUGCUCUCGUAUCCCGGAAAGCUGCCUCCACCUCCCACUCCAGCCUUUUCCUUCCUUUGGCUGUGUCCAGGGCUAAGAAUAGGCACCCCAGGCUCGGCGGAAGCCACAGCCACAGGGGGUACGUCCUGAGCCUCGCUGCUGCCCUGAGCCCAGCCGCCCGCAGCCCCUGCACAGUGCGUGAAGUUGGGAGCCAUAGCUGCGCACCCAAAGUGGUCGCACAGUUGUAGCCCCAGGCCAUAUCUGAUGGCCCUGUGGCCUCCGCAUUACAUUCCAUCUCUGCCUCAGUUUCCCCAUCAUGCUGAGCUCUGUCCCCUCCAUGGUAGAAGUGACAACAAAGUUGAAUGUUCUUUGACUACUCCCUGGUUCUCCAGGCCGGACAUGUCCUUAUCUCAGGCCAAGGGAGAGGAAGAGUCAGCGGCCUCCCCGCCCCCACCCUGUCCACAGUGAGAGCCCCGAGCACAUUCUCUUCCCACCACAAGGCAUCGCACCCCCACCACCAGACUUUCGUGCCAGCUGGUAGCCCCGACCAGAAGGCUUGUGCAUCCCCCAAAACUCAAAUCCUCAGGCCCUUUCCCCACAGCGCUGAUUCCUAGCCUAAGGCUGGGCAGGUGGGGACAUGUAUGUACUCAGCAGCCCUAAGCACAGAAACCUGGGGAAAUGGAUAGGCAAGGGCAGGCCCCGCCCGGAGGCCAGAAGAAAGGCCUUGGAGCCUCUGAGGCGCCUCACCAGGGAAGAGGCAAGUUAGGGUGCAGGGCCCCUCAGGAAAGCUGGGGGCAGGGCACAGACAAGGGGGCUUCCGGCUCCUGCUGGCAGUCCGGUUGAUCCUGGGUGGGGCGGGGUCAGAGCAAGGCCAGGCAUCCUGGUCCAGGUCAGGGCAGAGGAUCACCACACCACCCGGGAGCCACAAUGCAGAAGACCUGUAGCCCCGCCCGGCCCCGGCAACCCAGGGCUGCAGUGGCCUUCCCCUUAGCAUCCCUCCCUCACCACGUGCACCCCCUCCCUCAGCGCCCUGGCCCCUGCCGUCAGGCUGGAGCUGGCCGCCCCAGCCCCCUCGAGGGUUAGGCAGUGCUGCGCCAGGACUGGCUCCAUCUGGCCGCUCAGCUUGUCCCACACGGGGCCUGGGCCUCAGUUCCUGGCCUUUCAACCACCGACCCUGGUUCCCUGCCGGGUUCCCGCCCCAGGACAGGGGGCGGGGUCAGCACGGGGGGCGGGGUUGCCGAGAAACAGGCAGAAAGAUAGAUGGAGACAGGGCGUGGCCUCACUGCUCCAUCCCCCAGGCCCUGUGCCCCCUCCCGGGAGUCCCCAGCACUCCGCCAUCCACCCACAGCCCCAGGGCUUCUGUUGGGGCCUGCCUUCAACCCGCGUGACUCGGUUUCCCCAAAGGACUUAGCUCCCUGCCUGGCCUGGGACAGCGUAGACGGCACCCUGGACAGGGGCGCCUGAGCCACACCGGGCCGACCACCCGCGCCUGAUGCGGUGCUGACCCCGCGGCCACGGCGGGCUCGGAAGCCAUGUGGCCCAACAGCAGCGCGCAGGGGGCCUGCCUGCGGCCGGUGAACAUCUCCCUGCAGGAGCGGCGCGCCAUCGCGUCGCCCUGGUACUCGGCGUCCUUCGGCGCGCUGGGCCUGGGCUCCAACCUGCUGGCGCUGAGCGCGCUGGCCGGGGCGCGGGCGGGCGCGGGGCCCCGCUCGGCCUUCGCGGCCCUGGCGUGCGGCCUGGUGCUCACGGACCUCCUGGGGCUGUUGGUGACGGGCGCCGUGGCGGCGGCGCAGCACGCCGCCCUGCUGGACUGGCACGCCACCGACCCCCGCUGCCACCUGUGCCGCUUCAUGGGCGCCGCCAUGGUGUUCUUCGGCCUCUGCCCCCUGCUGCUGGGCGCCGCCAUGGCGGCCGAGCGCUCGGCGGGCAUCAUGCGGCCGUUCUGGCGCCCCGCGCCGCGCCGCCACGCGUGGGCCACCGUGGCGCUGGCGUGGGCGGCGGCCGGGGCGCUGGCGCUGCUGCCGCUGCUGGGGCUUGGGCGCUACAGCGUGCAGUACCCCGGCUCCUGGUGCUUCCUGACGCUGGGCGCGCGGCGCGGGGACCUGGCCUUCGGGCUGCUGUUCGCGCUGCUGGGCGCCGCCGCCGUGGCCCUGGCCUUCCUGCUCAACACGCUGAGCGUGGCCGCGCUCUGCCGCGUCUACCGCGCGCCCCCGGCCGCGCAGCGCCCGCGGGACAGCGAGGUGGAGAUGAUGGUGCAGCUCCUGGGCAUCAUGACGGUGGCCACCGCGUGCUGGAUGCCCCUGCUGGUCUUCAUCAUACAGAUCUUGCUGCAGGUGCCUCCCGUCACGAGCCCCUCCGGGCAGCUGUCGCGGGCCAAGGAGCACCAGCUGCUCAUCUACCUGCGCGUGGCCACGUGGAACCAGAUCUUGGACCCCUGGGUGUACAUCCUGUUCCGCAGGUCGGUGCUCCGGCGCCUGCAUCCGGGGCUCAGCUCACGGCUCUGGGCUCUGUUCUCGCCCCCGCCCCCAGCGCAGGUCCCAGCCCAGACCACGCCCAGCGGACCCUGAAGGACCGUCCCCUAGACCUCAGGUCCUUCGUGGCUGCUGCCGCCCGGGCCCGUCUCAGGAGCUCCAAGGCUCUAUGGACUAAGGAGGGUAGCCAUCAACAGGGGUCUCGCUGCUGUGAACCCCGAAGAUGCCUCCCUAUCAGCUAGGGGCCUGGGGCACGGAUGGGGAGCCCCACCCUGCCAAAGCCUGGAGCUCAAGCGUUACCGGCCCUGGGUGCUGGAAGCGCCCACCAUGGUCCCCACGGCCAGGUCUCGGUGGGGUCACCAACCCCUCCAUUGUUUGCUAGGCGCCCUCGCUCCGAGGCUGCCUAACACACGUGCUCAAUAAACGGUUGAAAGGCCAAGUGAUGGAGGUCAUGUA